AUGGAGGGAGAUGCGGUUGAUUAUGGCUAUAUGAUGUUGGGCAAGCGUCCAAGGCCUUCGAUGAGGAGAAUGACGAACAUGACCGCAAUCAGAAUUGAUAUGGGUGACGUGGAGCCGCCGUCUCUGUUAGAUCCUCAGAAUACGAUAAUCAGUGAUGUGAAGAAAGUGGAGGGACCAAAUGAACAUAUUAUGGAGGGCCCAAGUUGGUACUAUCACCGUUCGAUGGCCAUCUUGUCACCUAGAUGCCACAUGAGGGGUUCAGGCAAUUCCUCCAUGGAAAUGGCUCAUUUCUUGAGGACAUGUGGCCUCUGCAAAUGUUGUUUGGCUCCUAGUUGUGACAUUUACUCAAUGAAAAUCAAGCUGGUGGACCAGUGCUUCCCAAACAAGAACCUGGUGCCCAAGGAAAUAUUUCGUCACCAGAAUAGAAUCCUUCAGCAGCGGCAACCAUGA
Messenger RNA from Ilex paraguariensis (yerba mate), 450 nucleotides. NCBI's taxonomy places the organism in Eukaryota, Viridiplantae, Streptophyta, Magnoliopsida, Aquifoliales, Aquifoliaceae. The record is from the annotation of a GenBank genome assembly.